This is a messenger RNA of Perca fluviatilis (European perch), 2467 nucleotides long. It is a transcript of the gene yap1, whose product is annotated as Yes1 associated transcriptional regulator. Lineage: Eukaryota; Metazoa; Chordata; Actinopteri; Perciformes; Percidae. The record is from RefSeq and is a predicted model, not a curated record. The transcript has 8 exons. Gene Ontology annotation, molecular function: transcription corepressor activity; protein binding; transcription coactivator activity. Gene Ontology annotation, biological process: hippo signaling; positive regulation of transcription by RNA polymerase II. Gene Ontology annotation, cellular component: nucleus; cytoplasm. The coding region runs from base 546 to 1838 and encodes 430 amino acids.
GCAAAAAGUUUUUUUUUUUUUCCUGCUCCAGAAAGUGAGCUGCGGAGAUUUGUUUUAUACCAACCGAGGACUCUUUCUUAGCAGAAUAUUCUCCAACAGCUUCCACUUUGGCCCAAAAACAGAAGAAGUGAGACGUGUGUUGUGUUUUUAUUUUUUUUUCGUCUUUUGUGGCUGCGUCUGCAUCUUUUUUUUUUUUUUUUUUUUGGAAAAGUCGGGGCCGGGACGACAACACAGAUUCCAGUGUGGAGCAGAUAUGCGCUUUGUUACAUUCACAAGUAUGCCAGCAAGAAACAACAGGAAAGCGCUGUCUUUCACCGCAGAUUUCGACAGCUAACACACUUUUGGAGAGAAUAAAGCGCUCGGCUGUUAGACUUUAGAAUGACUCGGGGUCACUUCUACUGAGUCCCGUCGAGAUUUCCUGCUGCUGUGUGGAAGGGAGAAAAAAGAAGAAAAAAAAGUUUGGGAUUGGCUCAAACUUUUUUUUUUUGUCAGUUUCUGAACGCGACAUUUUCGGACACAUAAAGUUCGCAGACCGUUCUGGGACAAUGGAUCAGCAUAACCCUCCUGCCGGACACCAAAUCGUCCACGUACGGGGCGACUCUGAGACCGACCUGGAGGCUCUGUUUAACGCCGUGAUGAACCCGAAAAACACUAUCGUGCCCCCUUCCGUACCCAUGAGGAUGAGGAAACUGCCAGACUCCUUCUUCAAACCCCCUGAACCAAAGUCCCAUUCUAGACAAGCCAGCACCGAUGCUGGGAGCGGCGGAGUACUCACCCCCCACCAUGUCCGCGCGCACUCGUCCCCGGCCUCCCUGCAGCUGGGAGCUGUCACGGGUCUGUCUGGCAUGCCCCCCCCAGGUGCUGCCCCUCAACAUCUGCGUCAGUCUUCCUAUGAGAUUCCCGAUGAUGUGCCCCUGCCCCCGGGCUGGGAGAUGGCCAAAACCCCCUCGGGCCAGAGAUACUUCCUCAACCACAUUGAUCAGACCACCACUUGGCAGGAUCCUCGCAAGGCCCUGCUCCAGAUGAACCAGGCCCCCCCACCCAGUUCUGUGCCAGUCCAGCAACAGAACAUUAUGAACCCAGCCAGUGGUCCUCUCCCUGAGGGCUGGGAACAAGCUAUUACAUCCGAGGGAGAAAUUUACUACAUCAACCACAAGAACAAGACCACAUCCUGGCUCGACCCACGACUUGACCCACGCUUUGCCCUGAACCAGCAGAGGAUCUCCCAGAGUGCUCCGGUGAAGCAGGGAGGGCAGCUCCCUCCCGGAAUCAUGGGAGGCAACAACCAGAUGAGACUGCAGCAGAUCGAGAAGGAAAGGCUGCGGCUGAAGCAACAGGAGCUGCUUCGGCAGAGACCACAGGAGCUCGCUAUAAGGAAUCAGCUGCCUACCAGCAUGGAUCAAGAUGGCAGCACAAACCCUGUGUCCUCCCCCAUGGCCCAGGAUGCCCGGACCAUGACCACCAACAGCUCUGACCCAUUCCUCAACAGCGGGACCUACCACUCCAGGGAUGAGAGCACAGACAGCGGCUUGAGUAUGAGCAGCUACAGCGUCCCUCGCACUCCAGAUGACUUCCUCAACAGUGUGGAUGAGAUGGACACAGGAGACUCUCUCCCACCCUCCAUGGCGACACAGCCCAGUCGUUUCCCCGACUACCUGGACACCAUCCCGGGAACAGACGUGGACCUGGGCACCCUGGAGAGUGAGAGCAUGGCGGUGGAGGGCGAAGAGCUGAUGCCCAGUCUCCAGGAGGCCCUGAGCUCCGACAUCCUCAACGACAUGGAGACGGUGCUGGCAGCUACCAAGAUCGACAAGGAGAGCUUCCUCACGUGGUUAUAGAAGAUCCGAGCAGGGCGCUCCGUACUCCUCCUCGUCACACUCUGAACUGCUGCCUGCUCUACUCUGUGAAGGAGUCACAGACGCUUUUUAAACAAGACAUUUCAGCGAGCCUCUCUGGACUUCUGUUUCUGGCUCGCCGUGUAUAAGGCCAAGCUCUCCUGAGGCAGUGUUGUUCUUUUCUUUUUCACUGGUGUGUUAUCUCUUUAUUUUGUCUGUGUCUUCAAGGCUGGCCCAUGAACAGACAAUUACACGAGGGUCCCCAAAUCUUUCGCAGAUCUGUCCGUGAAUCUAGGGCAUCUUUCUCUGGUCUCCCCUCAUAGCUGAGCUGAGCUGGUGCAUGCACGCUCUCCUGCAAGGACUCCCAUCAUCAGACGUCACCCCUCAGCUCUGGUGCCUCUUUUUCUUGCAACAUAGCAUAAAGCAGCACUACUUAACUGCAUUUGGGACUAUUGCAUCUAGCUUAAGUAGCUUUAUAUUUGGCCUUGUAUGUUUUUAUUCUUCUUUUUUUUUUGUGUGUGUUUUCAACGAGCCUGAGCAACCAAAAAUGAUGUAUUUGAAGCAUAAAGAACAAUACUGAUUUGGAGUAAAGGUAACGUGAGGCCCAGUUUGAUCACGUUAGCUUUGCUGGG